AUGUCGGCCGCGCAGCUUCUCAACCCCAAGGCCGAGUCCCGAAGGAGGGGCGAAGCUCUGAAGGUCAAUAUCAAUGCUGGUAUUGGCUUGCAAGAGGUUCUCAGGUCCAACCUUGGUCCUCGCGGCACUAUUAAAAUGCUCGUUGACGGAGCUGGACAGAUCAAACUUACUAAAGAUGGAAACGUCCUCUUGAGAGAAAUGCAAAUUCAAAAUCCCACCGCUGUUAUGAUUGCUCGAGCCGCCACGGCACAGGACGAUAUCUGCGGAGAUGGCACUACUUCGGUGGUGCUCUUGGUCGGUGAGCUGCUGAAGCAGGCGGACAGAUAUAUCUCGGAAGGACUGCACCCUCGUGUCAUCUGUGAUGGAUUUGAGAUUGCCAAGGCUGAAGCUCUGAAGUUCCUCGACGACUUUAAGCUUCCAAAAGAAGUUGACCGAGAACUACUUCUCAGUGUCGCGCGCACCUCUCUCGCUACCAAACUCAACUCUACGCUUGCAAAGAAACUCACACCUGCCAUUGUCGAUGCCGUUCUCGCCAUCUAUCAAGAGCCCGCGAAACCCGAUUUGCACAUGGUUGAAAUCAUGAAGAUGCAGCACCGAACUGCUGCGGACACUCAGCUCAUUCGCGGUCUCGCUCUGGAUCAUGGUGCUCGUCACCCGGAUAUGCCUAAGAGACUCGAGAACUGCUAUAUCUUGACCAUGAACGUCAGCUUAGAAUAUGAGAAGACUGAGAUCAACUCGGGCUUCUUCUACUCUAGCGCAGAGCAGCGAGAUAAGCUUGUUGAGAGUGAGCGCCGAUUUAUUGACGCCAAGUUGAAGAAGAUUGUCGAAUUGAAGAAGGAACUUUGCGGAACGGACGGCAAGAAGAACUUUGUCAUCAUCAACCAAAAGGGCAUCGAUCCUCUAUCUCUCGACGUUUUAGCCAAGAACGGCAUUCUCGCCCUUCGCCGCGCCAAGCGCCGAAACAUGGAGCGUCUUCAAUUGAUUUGCGGCGGUGUCGCUCAGAACAGCGUGGAUGAUCUGUCCGCCGACGUUCUUGGAUGGGCUGGCCUUGUCUAUGAGCAGACCCUAGGCGAGGAGAAAUACACCUUCGUUGAGGAGGUCAAGGACCCCAAGUCCGUGACUCUGAUGAUCAAGGGUCCCAACCAGCACACUAUUGCGCAAGUGACUGAUGCAGUCCGAGACGGAUUGAGAAGUGUCUACAAUAUGAUUGUUGACAAGAGCGUUGUUCCUGGCGCAGGCGCAUUCCAACUUGCCUGUGCUCUUCACCUGAAGAGUGACGCCUUCUCCAAGACCGUCAAAGGCAAGGCCAAGUCAGGUGUUCAGGCCUUUGCCGAUGCCCUGCUCAUUAUCCCCAAGACUCUGGCUGCCAACGGUGGACAUGACGUCCAGGAUGCUUUGGCCGCAAUGGAAGACGAAUUCAACGACGGAGAGGUUGUCGGGUUGAACUUGGAGAGUGGAGAGCCCAUGAACGCUGAACUGGAAGGUGUUUUUGAUUCUUUCCGAGUCCUGAGAAACUGCAUUGCUUCCAGCUCUAGCAUUGCAUCAAACCUUUUGCUUUGUGAUGAGUUGUUGAAGGCUCGGCAAAUGGGUAGAGCAGCUGGUCCUGGUCCUGGCAUGGACGGCCCUGAUGAUCACAUGUAA
This is a messenger RNA of Pochonia chlamydosporia 170, 1641 nucleotides long. Its product is annotated as T-complex protein 1 subunit zeta. The transcript is spliced from 6 exons. Bases 1 to 1641 code for a protein of 546 amino acids. Gene Ontology annotation, molecular function: ATP binding; ATP-dependent protein folding chaperone; ATP hydrolysis activity. Gene Ontology annotation, cellular component: chaperonin-containing T-complex. Gene Ontology annotation, biological process: protein folding. NCBI's taxonomy places the organism in Eukaryota, Fungi, Ascomycota, Sordariomycetes, Hypocreales, Clavicipitaceae. The record is from RefSeq and is a predicted model, not a curated record.